GUGGGCAGGACGACUAAAUAUAGUCCUGGGGCCAAGACAGCCUGGGAGGGUCUGUCUGUGAUUCACUCUGUGCCCUCACCAGUGGGGUCCACUGCUAGCUGCGCCUGACCGUCAUGUCGGCUGCGCCGGGCCUCCUGCACCAAGAGCUGUCCUGCCCGCUCUGCCUGCAGCUGUUCGAAGCGCCGGUGACGGCCGAGUGCGGCCACAGUUUCUGCCGCGCCUGCCUGAGCCGCGUGGCGGGGGAGCCGGCGGAGGACGGCACGGUGCCCUGCCCGUGCUGCCAGGCACUCACGCGGCCACAGGCGCUCAACACCAACCUGCAGCUGGCGCGCCUGGUGGAGGGGCUGGCGCAGGUGCCGCAGGGCCACUGCGAGGAGCACCUCGACCCGCUCAGCAUCUACUGCGAGCAGGACCGAGCGCUAGUGUGCGGCGUGUGCGCCUCGCUCGGUUCGCACCGCGGCCACCGCCUGCUGCCCGCCGCCGAAGCCCAUGCGCGCCUCAAGACGCAACUGCCCCAGCAGAAGCUGCAGCUGCAGGAGGCGUGUAUGCGCAAGGAGAAGAGUGUGGCUGUGCUGGAGCACCAGCUGCUGGAGGUGGAGGAGACGGUGCGUCAGUUCCGGGGGGCUGUCGGGGAUCAGCUGGGCAAGAUGCGGGUGUUCCUGGCGGCGCUGGAGGGCUCCUUGGAUCGGGAGGCAGAGCGUGUGCGGAGUGAGGCGGGGGUCGCCUUGAGACGAGAGCUGGGCAGCCUGAACUCUUACCUGGAGCAGCUACGGCAGAUGGAGAAAGUCCUGGAGGAGGUGGCCGACAAGCCACAGACGGAGUUCCUCAUGAAAUACUGUCUGGUGACCAGCAGGCUACAGAAGAUCCUGGCAGAAUCACCACCACCUGCCCGGCUGGAUAUCCAGUUGCCUGUCAUCUCAGAUGACUUCAAAUUCCAGGUGUGGAGGAAGAUGUUCCGGGCUCUGAUGCCAGUUAUGAAGGACCUGACCUUUGACCCGAGCACCGCCCACCCGAGUCUGGUGCUGUCUCCCUCUGGCCGCCGCGUGGAGUGUUCCGAUCAGAAGGCGCCGCCGGCCGGGGAGGACCCGUGCCAGUUCGACAAGGCUGUGGCGGUGGUGGCGCACCAGCUACUGUCCGACGGCGAGCACUACUGGGAGGUGGAGGUGGGCGACAAGCCGCGCUGGGCCCUCGGCGUGAUUGCGGCCCAGGCCAGCCGCCGCGGCCGGCUGCACGCCGUGCCCUCGCAAGGCCUCUGGCUGAUCGGGCUGCGGGACGGCAAGAUCCUGGAGGCGCACAUCGAGGCCAAAGAGCCGCGCGCCCUGCGCACUGCGGAGAGGCGGCCGACGCGAAUCGGGAUCUACCUGAGCUUUGCCGACGGAGUCCUCUCCUUUUAUGAUGCCAGUGACGCCGACGCCCUCGAGCUGCUCUUUGCCUUCCACGAGCGCCUGCCCGGGCCCGUGUACCCCUUUUUCGACGUGUGUUGGCACGACAAGGGCAAAAACGCUCAGCCGCUGCUCCUCGUGGGGGCUGAUGGCGAGGAGGCCUGA
Molecule: messenger RNA, 1547 nt
Organism: Enhydra lutris kenyoni (northern sea otter)
Lineage: Eukaryota; Metazoa; Chordata; Mammalia; Carnivora; Mustelidae
Product: tripartite motif containing 72
Exons: 7
Coding region: 114-1547 (477 amino acids)
Molecular function (GO): protein binding; zinc ion binding
Source: RefSeq, a predicted model, not a curated record